AUGACAACGAUUCAGACGACAGAUCUUCUCUACUCUGCGCUGGCAGAAGGAGAAAGAAGAGGAAUCAAUUGGAAAGCGCUGGAUCACGGCGUGAAUACCCAGCCACAUACGUACAUAUCUUGCGGUGUGUCCACUCAGCCCGUCUCCUACAGAACUCAAUCCAUUGAAACCGAUAUUCAUGACGUCAUCAAUCGAAGUGUUGAAACGGACGAUGCGAUGCUGCUCGAGAAAAGUAUGGAGACAUCCAGAAGCGAAUGUGUGGACGCCGCAAACGACGCCCUCUCGUGGGCGGAGAAAGUCCGUCGUGACAUGAUGACGUCACCGAUAGUUCGACGGUUACUCUUCAAAACGAUCAGAACAAAUAAUCACUCCGGAUCAUCAGAAGAAACGCACAGCAACACGGAUCACUCCCAACAGACAUCGAUUGUUAUUGAUCGCCUCGCGUCAGCCAUCGAUCAGGAGCAACAAACAUCUUCGUACAGUAAUGUGGACUACGCCCAACAGACAUCUAUGAUUAUCGAUCGCCCUAUGUCAGCCAUUGAUCGGGAACAACAAACAUCGUCAUACAGUAACGCGGAUCUCUCUCAACAGACAUCGAUUGUUAUCGACUCGUCAGCUAUUGAUCGGGAGCAACAAACAUCAUGCAGUAUCGAUCGACCACCACCUGUUCUCGACGACGUCGCGACCCAAUCAUCACCAGAAGUGAUCGACAAGAUGACGGCGCCCAUCGUGGUGCUGCCGUUGUUGGGUCGCUCGAUGCAGACGUCGCAGGACGAGGCGAUGAAUCGGUUAAUCUCAACAGACUUCCAUCGAACUACUCAACGGUCUCAUGGAUCCAAAGCAGCUUGGUGGUCGUCUCCACAGCCGUUGGGCCCGAUGAAG
Messenger RNA from Ostertagia ostertagi, 882 nucleotides. NCBI's taxonomy places the organism in Eukaryota, Metazoa, Nematoda, Chromadorea, Rhabditida, Trichostrongylidae. The record is from the annotation of a GenBank genome assembly.